Dichomitus squalens LYAD-421 SS1 is the source of this 225-nucleotide messenger RNA. RefSeq lists its product as uncharacterized. The record is from RefSeq and is a predicted model, not a curated record. NCBI's taxonomy places the organism in Eukaryota, Fungi, Basidiomycota, Agaricomycetes, Polyporales, Polyporaceae. The coding region runs from base 1 to 225 and encodes 74 amino acids. The transcript is spliced from 2 exons.
AUGGUUGCGACGUUGUUCGCCCCCGAGUCGCACGGUAUUCCCUUAGCGGACGGCGAGGCGAUGUACCGCCCAGACCCCUUGGGGUCAGACCCUGGGUCAAGCCAAGGCAACAUCAACGUCGGAGCUUCCGGGCACGUGAACCGCCGGGUCGGCCGGCCGUCCGCCACUCGCUGCUCGCUGCUCGAGCUCGGGCUCGCCUUCAGCGGCCACGAACCCGCCUUCUAA